CUAGCUAUCGAGAGCAUCCUCACAAGACGAGUGACUAGAGUAGAAGAACCAUUUGUUGGUCUUUCGGUCGUCACGACAUUAUCGAGUUUGGCUAUGUAGCAUGCACAGUCUUCAGCCCUUGCGGCCGACAAUUAUACACCUGGGACAUCAUAGAGGUGCAACAAGAUGCCUCGCCGAUUCGGGAAGGCCCACGAUGGCGGCGACUAGAACGCGGAUGAGGUUCAGAUGUACGACUGACAUUGACGUACUUGGAUAUGGCUACGGCUACGCCUGUAGCAACCUCGCCGCUCGUCUCUCGUUCAGCACUCACAGUUUCCUCAAAAUGAAACAUCAACCGGCCCUCCCUCCUCGUCCUUCCUUACCGGACGAUGAACUCAAGCAUACCUUUGUGAAAGGGACGGGCCCUGGAGGACAAAAAAUAAACAAGACGAACUCGGCGGCUCAAGUCACCCACCUCCCCACCGGAAUCGUGGUCAAGUGUCAGGCGACACGGAGCCGAAACGACAAUUUCAAAAUCGCAAAACGGAUCCUCGCGGAAAAGGUCGAGUUUCUGAGCAAAGGGGAGGAGAGUCGGGUGGCAAAAGUCGUGGACCGGGCGAGACGGAAAAAGGCGAGUCGGGUGAAGAAGAGUAGGAGAAAAUACAAAAAGUUGAACCAGCCCGGGGGCGAAGGGGAGAAUCGUGAGGAGGAUGAGGAAGAGGACGAUGAGGAAUAUGAGCACAUGGGAGACCUAGAGGAAGAGCAUGAGCGAGAUACGGAAAGAGAGGGAAUAGCAUCGGUUGGUGGUGUUGAUGUUGGGCGAACCGAUGUGAAGAAGACGACAUUGCCAUGCCAUAACAUCAAGUCAACGGACGGCCAUGAAGAAAAGCGUUCGACGUAAUACAAUACAAACAACAAAACCAACACCACACCGAAUGUCGGCCAUCAACGAGCUCCCCUCUUGGAUACUGUAACCAUCACAUACGUCCACCGGCCGAUCAGGUCCUGACGGCUCCAUCGUGUACCCGUAACUCACCUUAAGAAUGAUACUGCCUGCUUAUGUGCAGAUCAGCCGCAAUACGUCGAGUGGUCAUUCAGAUCCCUUUGAACAAGAACAGCGCUGUCUCGGUCUCGAUGUUGCUGGAUAGCAGGGCCAGUUACGUGGGACGAGUGCAAUGAUCCCGUUACGCGCGGAUGCGAGAUGAGGAGGGCACCAUGGCCGGUCCAUAUUCCCAGCCGCAUAACUUGGAGCCGAAGGCGAAGCUGGCCUGGGAUGAUAUUGCCGAGGAGCGCUUUCCUUCCAGGGAGGUCCGGAACGAUGGACAGUGAAGAUGCGAUGAUGAUGGUCUGGCCGAGCGCCUUCACAGAGAUUAAGGGCCCGUAUGUCUUGGAUUGCUUGGGCCAGUGAAGCCAGGGUUUCGCGGGGGCGGGAGGUAUGUGAGGCAUGUUGUCUAUCAAUGGGAUGUUUUGGGACCGGGAGGGAGUGGGAUGUACGAAUUGAUCUUGGAAUAGAGACAAUGAUAGAUCAAGGCAAUAGGCGGUGAAAAGAAAGAGGGCAGCGAGCAAGAAUUGUUCUAGGUGUCAACGAAUACAUGAUCGAGAUACAGGUGUCGUUUUGCGAUGCCUGACAAGAAACAUGUCCAGAGGGUGUGAUAUAUACCUGGUACAUACACACAGAUGCUCGUGCUCAUCCACUCAGUCAUCUUUGUAUGCGCUAUCCCCUUUCGCAAGGAUCUCAGGUUCUACAAUGUCCCAUCAUACUGGGUAAGAGGUAGAUAGAUAGCUAGCUCCGCCCAUACAUCAGCCCACCUAUGUAAUCAAAGG
This is a messenger RNA of Exophiala oligosperma, 1803 nucleotides long. RefSeq lists its product as uncharacterized. Gene Ontology annotation, cellular component: mitochondrion. The transcript has a single exon. Gene Ontology annotation, molecular function: translation release factor activity. Bases 101 to 880 code for a protein of 259 amino acids. Gene Ontology annotation, biological process: translational termination. The record is from RefSeq and is a predicted model, not a curated record. NCBI's taxonomy places the organism in Eukaryota, Fungi, Ascomycota, Eurotiomycetes, Chaetothyriales, Herpotrichiellaceae.